AUGGAAGUCAACCAAGUCAAGAAAAGCCGUUCAAUUAAUUUUCACAAUAUUCAAAUAUAUUCUUUUCAACGUGAACAAGGUAAUUGUGCUGUGCCCACAUCUGGUGGCUGUACACUUGGAAUGAGCGGGACUCAUUCAGAAGUACAAACAUAUAGUGCAGCUGAAAUCGAAUUAGAAAUUGUGGAGAGUGAAAAUCAAUGCAAUGGCGCAAAUGGUUUGCCUAUUCGAAUUAACAAGAAAAAUAAAUCUUUAAGACCACUUACGCCAUCUCGAAGACGCUCCAUUUUACAAACAGCAGGCAUAACCAAAAUUGACAAAACCGAGGAAAAAGAGUGUAAAGAUAUACGAAAAUCUCGAUCGAAUUGUGGUUGUUGUUGUGAAGACAUUUGCCUACCGGAAACUUGUUCCUGUAAUCAAGCAGGAAUAAAAUGUCAGGUUGAUAGGGCAAUGUUUCCAUGUGGCUGUUCACGUGACGGUUGUACAAACACAUUCGGUCGAGUGGAGUAUAAUCGCGCCCGUGUUCACGCAUAUUGUAUGAAAACCAUUAAUCGUCUAGAGAACAAUCCAGCUGAAAAAAUCUCCAAAAUUGAACAGUUGAGCUUAAACUUCUUAGCGGAGGAGGAACCACCUAAAAAAAAUCCAGAAAUUGAAAUAUUAACCACAAAUUGA
Molecule: messenger RNA, 669 nt
Organism: Teleopsis dalmanni
Lineage: Eukaryota; Metazoa; Arthropoda; Insecta; Diptera; Diopsidae
Product: cysteine/serine-rich nuclear protein 2-like
Exons: 2
Coding region: 1-669 (222 amino acids)
Biological process (GO): regulation of transcription by RNA polymerase II
Cellular component (GO): nucleus
Molecular function (GO): DNA-binding transcription factor activity, RNA polymerase II-specific; sequence-specific DNA binding
Source: RefSeq, a predicted model, not a curated record